Molecule: messenger RNA, 1454 nt
Organism: Folsomia candida
Lineage: Eukaryota; Metazoa; Arthropoda; Collembola; Entomobryomorpha; Isotomidae
Product: guanylate kinase
Exons: 5
Coding region: 126-818 (230 amino acids)
Biological process (GO): purine nucleotide metabolic process
Cellular component (GO): cytosol
Molecular function (GO): GMP kinase activity
Source: RefSeq, a predicted model, not a curated record
CCAUGAAAUAUUGUACUUUGACUGUCAAAGUUUGACAUAUUGAAACUGAAAUUAGCAAUUUAAUUAGAAAUUAGUAAUCAAAUCAAAAUUAAUAGUCUCAAAUUAUCAUAAUCCCGUCUGGGUUGAUGUCAUAUUUUAUCAAGUACCAAUUACUGAAGAUGUCAACGUUGGGAAGUGGAGUUCUUGCUGCGAGUAAAAUCCCAAUUUUAGUUCUUUGUGGACCUUCGGGAAGUGGAAAGUCUACUCUGCUGAAGAAGCUGUUGUCCGAGUUUGAUAACAAGUUUGGCUUUUCCAUUUCUCAUACGACGAGAUCGCCACGACCAGGGGAAACGAACGGAGUCGAUUACCAUUAUGUGACUCGUGACGAAAUGCAACAAGCUAUUAAGAAUGGCGACUUUGUCGAGUUUGCAGAGUUUUCGGGAAACAUUUAUGGCACCAGCAAGAAAUCUAUCUCUGAUGUGUUGUACACUCAAAGAAUUUGCAUCCUGGACAUUGACGUGCAAGGGGUCAAACAACUCAAACAAAUUCCGGAUUUCCAAUCUAAGCAGAGGCUCGUAUUUAUUAAUCCUCCGAGUCUAAACACCCUGAAAGCAAGACUAGUUGACAGGGGUACCGAGACAGAAGAGUCCUUGGCCAAAAGGUUAGCCGUUGCACAGGCCGAGAUUGAUUAUGGAAUCACUCCAGGAAACUUUGAUUUGGUGAUAGUAAACGAUGAGGUGGACAAGGCAUAUGGAAAACUGCGAGAGUUUAUUUUACCUGAUAUUCAACAACUAGAAAAAGAGAAGACUCAAACUGAAGGAGGUGACGGAGAUAAAUGAAAACUUUAAUUAACGUGAAAUUCUAGUAACUAGUAACUUUUAAAAUUUAUCAUGUUAUACCUCAUAUAUUGUUUGGUAACAAGACGGGUGUAGCUCAAUGCCAAUAAGUAAUGCAAUACAAGUACAUGUAACAAACACGUCAUUACUCAUUAGUCCUUCGUAUAUUGCCAUUGAACCCUCACAAUUGCAUUGCUAUUAUUUAUUAUGACUCGUGAGUUUAUAAUUUUAUCAUCCUUGAAACCAGAUAAGCAACUUAUUCACAUUUAUUAUAAUUUAUUAGUAAAUAUUGUGUGCAGAAUCCACUUGACCUUUAUUAGUUGUGACCAUUUUGUUGUUAGCUUUAUAGAUUCAUUCACUAUUUGAUGCAUGUUUUGAAAACCUCAUUCUAAAAUCGCUGUUAAUUUAACCAACGUAAGACCUACUUGUAAUACAUGGAAAUACCAUGUAAUUAAAAAAUAUUACCCAAUUCAUCUGUACCUGCUUAACUUUUUUAAGACCAUGUUUUAAUCUAUUCCAUGUAUUUGGAACUGUAUCGCUGCUAUCUCGUUCGAUUACAUUAAUAAAUGACAUCCUUUGUAACUGGCAACCAAAUCUAAAAAGAAAUAAAAAUAAACCGCAUGUUGUGUUCCCAUUGAA